UCGAUGCUGUCUAAGAAAGUAAAGUCGUUGUUGAGCUUUUGCAACGAUGUGCUCAGUGUUCGCUUUCCACUUCAGGUUGUUGCUAAUGUGUGUUCUGAGGAAUUUAAAAGAGUCAGUGAUGGUGGUUGGGUCUCCAUUUAUUUUUAUGGAUAUUUUGGGAUUCGGCAUGCAGUCAAUAAUGACUUCCUGGGUUUUGGCUGUAUUAAGCAGAAGAUCAUUGUUUGUGCAUCAAGUGACAGUUUGGGUCACACCAGUGCAGUACUGGAUGUCAUCAUUGUUGGAGGUGAGGCCUACAAUCAUUGUGUCAUCUGCAUAUUUGAUUGUUUUCCUAGAACUGUCCUUGGAUGUAAAGUGGGUGGUGGGUGUACUGUGAUAAGAGCCAGCGGGAGAGAACACAGAAACUCCGAACCCUGUGGCAUAUGACUGGGUCAACGCUCAUGUCCAAGAUUAUGGUAAAGAGUUUGUGUGGGUUGAUGGAAUUAACAUUGCAUGUGUGGGCGUCACAUGCACUGGUGUUGCAAGGCAUGGUGGAUUGCUAUGCUGAGUGCAUCCUCACCAGACCGGUUGGCUUGGUAUGCAAAUUGAUACGGGUCCAUGAGAGGGGAGGUGCAGGAUUUCAAGUAUGACAGAAUGAUCUGCUCAAAUACUUUCAUGAAGCUUAUCUGAAAUCAUAGUUCCUUGUUGUUCCAAUUUCGUUACAUAGCUGGACUUAGCUUUUCUUAUUGCAGCAAGCAAUUUAUUUGGCUGCGAUGUAUUGAUCCCUGUCUCCACUUUUGUAUGCACAGUUCUUGUCUUUGCGUAGCAGGCGUAAUUCUUUGGAGAAUCAGGGUUUUUUAUUGCUAUUGAAAAAUUCCUGGCAGAACUUGAUGCAUGAUGUCACUGUGCAAGUGAGUUCAUCGAGGGAGUCGCAAGCUGCAUUAAAUAUAUUCCAAUCAGUGCAUUCAAAGCUCCCUUGUAGCGUUUCAGUGUCAUCAGAUUUGGCUGUUUUCGUAAUGGAUUUAAGCUUUUUUCUGUAUUUCGGUUUGAGGAGUAACACCGUGUGUGGAACCCUUGGGAAUGGACGGUCGAACGGGCACAAAAAGGAGCCUCCACAGAACACAACGGAGACAUCAUUGAAGCUGGAUCUAGAUAGUUACCGUUCGUAUUACCUGACCGUCCAGGCUUCCUACAACCAAACCCUGUCUCCAAAGUCCCCUAAAGUCCCCUUCAGUCCUUACCAAGACACCAAAAUAGAUCCUCCAAAAGUGUCACUGACUGGAUGUGGUGACUGCAUCCAGGUCAACAUUUCUCUGCACAAGAACAUUGAGGAAUUCUAUCCUCUUCCACACUUCACCGUCUCUUUGAAGAAACCUAAUGAAGCAGAGAAAGUCUUCAGCCGGGAAGGAAAGAAUUUCACUCUUGAAAACUUACAGAAGGGCCAGGAGUACUGUGUAAAGAUGCAUUUAAAGAGUAAUGUGAACAAAAACACCGAGUCAUCAGCUUGGACCUGCACCUUCACAAGCAUCGAGGAACAGAGGAGAGUCAAUGUUAUUUUAGGUAUAGGUGGUGUUCUUCUGUUUUUGGCGAUCUGUGCCCUGAUGAGCCUCAUGCUUUGCCUCCACUACACCGGAUUCCUGUGUAAACUGGAGACUCUGCCCAGAGCACUAAUUGUAAGACACACGGCUCUUAUCCCAGGCCAGAUCCUGUCACUGGAGACGACGUUCCUUGAGCUGAUCUCCGUUAUCCCAGACACGGACAAACAAAACAAGAGCAAAAACCCUACAGCGCCAAAUCCCGCCACCAAGGCCACUAACUCAGGUGAGGCAGAAGAAGAAGAAGAAGAUGAUGAUGAAGAGGAGGAAGAUGAAGAGAAAUACAAGUACAUGGACAGAGGCGGCCUUUCCUCAAACGAAAGCUCCGGUCAGGACUCUCGUGAUGUGUCGGGGAACAGCACGGCGCCCGCGUCAGUGAGUUUGUCAGCUGAGGUGGAGGAAGCGGACGCAGAGUUUGAUCGGGAGGGGCUUGAUCAAUAUGAGGCUAGAGAUGAAGGGGCAGAGGUUUCUUUCAUGUCUGAGGGGGGUCAAACUCAAGUCCAGGGAGAUGUCACAGGUGAGGAGGAGGAGGAGGACAUGAAGGAAAAGGAGGAAGCGUGCCACACCUCCGGCAAUAUCAAUCUCCUCUCAGUCACUGUCGCCGCACUGGCUGUAAGUGAGGAAGAGGAGGAGGAGGAGCAGGAUAUGUUUACUGACUUUUUGAAACUGUCUGAUCGGGAGCCUCUCCUGCCCACAGACUCAAAAUGCACUUUGAGCCACACAGACUCAGAAACCGAGUCACAUGAUCAGACGACAUUAAUGCAGCCUAGACUAGAAAAGGUUAAAGAGAGCGGAUACGAGAACAGGACUGCACACGCUUCAUCCAGCGAGACCGAAGAGGAGGAAGAGGAACACUCAGGAUAUAUGGGACGCACAUGAUAAUGUUGUUCUGAUUGUGUAUGUUUGUGUGAUACGGGAGGUUUUCAUUAAUGUAUUUUUCCAGCAGCUGUACUGUAAAUACUUAAAUAUG
Messenger RNA from Thunnus maccoyii (southern bluefin tuna), 2541 nucleotides. RefSeq names its product interferon alpha/beta receptor 1-like. The transcript has 6 exons. The record is from RefSeq and is a predicted model, not a curated record. Bases 867 to 2450 code for a protein of 527 amino acids. Gene Ontology annotation, molecular function: protein binding. NCBI's taxonomy places the organism in Eukaryota, Metazoa, Chordata, Actinopteri, Scombriformes, Scombridae.